Messenger RNA from Cornus florida, 597 nucleotides. RefSeq lists its product as uncharacterized. Gene Ontology annotation, molecular function: nucleic acid binding. Gene Ontology annotation, biological process: DNA integration. NCBI's taxonomy places the organism in Eukaryota, Viridiplantae, Streptophyta, Magnoliopsida, Cornales, Cornaceae. The record is from RefSeq and is a predicted model, not a curated record. Bases 1 to 597 code for a protein of 198 amino acids. The transcript has a single exon.
AUGUGGGUUCUUAGAAGGUACAGUUAUUAUUGGAAAGACAUAUUGAAAGAUUGCAUAGAGUUUGCAAAAACUUGUAUUGUAUGUCAAGAACAUUGCCUAGUCCAAAGAGUUCCAGCCAUUAACACGCAGCCAAUAGUGAAAAUAUGGCCAUUCAGAGGAUGGGCUUUGGACUUCAUUGAAAAGUUAAGGCCACUAUCUACAAAUGGUUAUACUUAUAUGGUAGUUGCAAUAGAUUAUUUCACAACGUGGGUGGAGGCCAUUCCAUUAAAGACCUGUGAGCAGUCAACAGUGAUUAAUUUUAUCAAGAAGCACAUUAUACACAGGUUUGGAAUUCUAAGGACUCUCACCAUAAAUAGAAGCCUUUCCUUUGUUGGAAGUGAAGUUAUUGACUAUUGUGCUGAAUGUGGCAUUCAAGUAAUUAGUUCUACUCCAUAUUUUGCCCAAGCAAAUGUACAAGUAGAAGCUUCCAACAAAGUAAUUCUUAACAUCCUUGAGCAGAUGAUUGAGAAUCAUCCAAAGGAAUGGCAUCACCUACUUUCUGAGGCCCUUUGGGCUUAUAGGUUUUCAAAAAGAUCAAGUACGGGCUUCACACCAUAA